Messenger RNA from Aureobasidium melanogenum CBS 110374, 1086 nucleotides. Its product is annotated as TBCC-domain-containing protein. The record is from RefSeq and is a predicted model, not a curated record. Gene Ontology annotation, cellular component: cytoplasm. NCBI's taxonomy places the organism in Eukaryota, Fungi, Ascomycota, Dothideomycetes, Dothideales, Saccotheciaceae. Gene Ontology annotation, molecular function: tubulin binding. The coding region runs from base 1 to 1086 and encodes 361 amino acids. The transcript has 4 exons. Gene Ontology annotation, biological process: post-chaperonin tubulin folding pathway; tubulin complex assembly.
AUGAGUGAACAAGAACGUUUCUUCCGUUAUUUCCAGACCGAAGUUGCUGCACUACAGGAGCAAAUGCAAGUCAUUCAAGACCACGGCACUUCUGGUGGUGAACGAGCAGAUGCAAUUGAUCACUGUCUAGCCGGCAUUUCAAAGCUCUCUAAUGAUGUGAAAGACAUAUCUGGAUCUCUUCCGGCACACGAUCAAAGAACAUAUAGCGAGGCAAUCAAAGCACUGUCAGAAAAGCUGCAAAAGACGCGGGCUCAGGCAGCACCUAAGCCAAAGUUCUCUUUCAAGAAGAAGAAUGCUUCUGCCAUUUCUAUCAACGAUGCAGCGGAACUGGCGGCAAAAAAGCGUCUUCUCCAACCGAACAGCAACAUCUCAUCAGAAGUAUCCUCCUUUGCAACGACGCCAUUGACGAUGCCUCAAACGCCUGCCAAUGGACUUGCUGUCGAUGAAUCCAAACCUGCCGAAACCAAAUCGGAUGCGUCUGACGGAGUCACUGAGGGCGUGCGAAAACUCUCCUUCUCGAAAGCUGACAAGAUACACAUCUCUAACCACAGCAAAAUUCAUAUCAUGCUCCCAUCCUCGGCCAUACACGCAACAUCCGGAACUUCUGGCACGGUCACCAAUGUCCGCGACAGCGUCAUUGACAUGAGCAUAUCCGCAGCUUCUGCCUUUGCCAAUCUUACUUUGAAGAACAUCCAAGGUUCACUGAUUGUUUGCGGACAUGUUGACGGUUCUGUUCACAUCACAGGCGUCAAAGACUCUGUUUUAGUGAUAGCAACGAGACAGUUCCGCAUGCACGAGAGUAAGAACGUCAAGGUGUAUAUGCUCUGCAAAAGCAGACCAAUUAUUGAGGACUGUGAGGGCAUCGAGUUUGCAGAAAUGCCUGACUGCUAUGCCACAGAAAAGGAUCAGGAUGUCAAGAACCUGUACGACCAAGUUGACGACUUCAAGUGGCUCAAGGCAGAACAGAGUCCCAACUGGAGCGUACUGAACACGGACAAACGUAUUAAAGAUGAGAUUUGGACGGAUGUCGUACCAGGAAGCCCUAAGAGUGGUGUCGAGGAGAUUCUCAAGGCAGUUGGGAUAUGA